CACUCACUCCCUUCACUGGAACAUCCAAAGCCGAGAAAACAGAGACAUGGACAGCGCGACCUCGUCGUCCGGCGAUGAGCGCGGCGGUGUGCACGUCCUGCUGGUGCCGCUGCCGGCGCAGGGCCACAUGAACCCGAUGCUCCAGCUCGGCCGGCGCCUCGUGUACCACGGCCUGCGCCCCACGCUCGUCGCCACGCGGUACGUGCUCUCCACGGGCCCGCCCCCCGGCGACCCCUUCCGCGUGGCCGCCUUCUCAGACGGGUUCGACGACGGCGGCAUGGCCUCCUGCCCGGACCCCGUCGAGUACUGCCGCAGGGCCGAGGCCGUGGGGUCCGAGACGCUGGCGCAGGUCAUCGCCGCCGAGGCGCGCGCCGGGAGGACGCCGUCCGUGAUGGUCUACGACCCACACAUGGCGUGGGCGCCGCUUGUGGCACGGGCCGCCGGCGUGCCGACCGCCGCGUUCAUGUCGCAGUCGUGCGCCGUGGACCUGAUCUACGGGGAGGCGUGGGCGGGGCGCGCGCCGCUGCCGAUGGCGGACGGGAGCGCGCUGCGUUGCCGGGGCGCGGUGAGCGUGGACCUCGGCCCGGAGGACCUGUCGCCGUUCGUGGUGUCGCCGGGGCUGUACCCCAAGUACCUCGACGUGUCGAUCCGGCAGUUCGAGGGACUAGAGGACGCCGGCGACGUGCUCGUCAACUCCUUCCGUGACCUCGAACCGCAGGAGGCGGAGUAUAUGGAGUCCAGAUGGCGCGCCAAGACAGUCGGCCCGACGCUGCCGUCCUUCUUCCUCGACGACGGCCGCCUGCCGUCGAACAAGGCCUACGGCGUCAACUUCUUCAGCAGCGCCGCGCCGUGCAUGGCAUGGCUGGAUCGGCAGCCUCCUUGCUCAGUAGUCCUCGCGUCUUAUGGGACGGUCUACAGCCUCGACGCCGGUGAGCUUGACGAGCUUGGAAAUGGGCUCUGCGAUUCCGGCAAGCCAUUUCUCUGGGUCGUGAGGUCCAACGAGGCACGGAAGAUAUCUGAAGAGCUCCAUGGCAGGUGCAAGGAAAAUGGAUUAAUUGUGCCUUGGUGUCCCCAGCUUGAGGUUCUCGCGCAUAAGGCCAUAGGUUGUUUCUUGACUCAUUGUGGAUGGAACUCAACGACAGAGGCGCUUGUUGCUGGCGUGCCAAUGGUGGCGAUGCCGAGGUCGGCCGACCAGCCAACCACGGCAAAGUACGUGGAGAGUGCAUGGGGGACCGGCGUGCGGAUGCGGACAGAUGAGAAAGGCUUGGUGAUAAGGGAGGAGGUAGAGAGGUGCAUCAGGAAGGUGAUGGAUGGGGAGGGAAAGGUUGAAUACCGCAAAAAUGCGACAAAAUGGAUGAGGAUGGCCAAAGAGGCAAUGCAGGAAGGAGGGAGUUCCGACAAGAAUAUUGCUGAAUUUGCGGCUAAGUAUUUAUCAUGAUGAAUUUAGGUCCAAUUAUCCACAACCACUCAAUAGUCAUCGCAUACUAUGUAUGCACAUGUUGAUAGAGUAUUAUUUCUCUUCACCAAUGUCAACGCAUUCACCGAGAAGCCUAUAGCUAAGCUCAAGUUUUCUUGUAUGAGUGACCUUAACACAAAUUCGUUUUAUAUUGAGUUGCCAAUGGAUUGACUAUACCUCGGCAUGUCACCGAUGUAAGGUCGUGGAGAAUUAGAUAUGCUUGGUUUUAUGCACAUAGGUGUAAGCGCUAGAUAAAGAUGAUCACUUGCUACCACCAAAACUUGAUGUGGGAGUAUUCAAAGUUUGAGUAAAUUUCCUGUUUUUACACCA
Molecule: messenger RNA, 1786 nt
Organism: Triticum aestivum (bread wheat)
Lineage: Eukaryota; Viridiplantae; Streptophyta; Magnoliopsida; Poales; Poaceae
Product: UDP-glycosyltransferase 79
Exons: 2
Coding region: 47-1438 (463 amino acids)
Molecular function (GO): quercetin 3-O-glucosyltransferase activity; quercetin 7-O-glucosyltransferase activity
Source: RefSeq, a predicted model, not a curated record